CCCGAAUUGGAAAUUGGGUCUAAAACUACUGGGCUUCAGCAUAUCUGGGUUCGGGUUGUACUGAACCCGUGGAUUAAACCACAACAACCGUUUAUUGGACCCGGUUGAACCUAUUCGGUUAUUAAUUUGCCGUCUUUUAAUCUUCAGCUGCUCCCCUUCAGUCUCUAGUCCUUCUUGGUCCUUCCAAAAAAGCUCUGGGAUCUUCUAUUGGCAGCACAGCACCCAGUUUGGUUCUGUCUGUCGCUCCAAUCCCAAUCCUUUCCAUUCAUCUAUACUCUGUAAUUGUUGAUUUUUCAUUGCUCAAUUCAGUAAUGGCGAUAUCUCUCGCAAGCCAAGCACUAUCGUCCUCUGCUCUUUCCUUCAACAACAGAACCCUAAACUCCUGCGCUAAACCCAAUCCUCCCCUCUUCUAUCCGCAAAAUAGACCUCUCAAGGGAUGGUGCUCUGCUUUCGUUUCUCCCCUUCCGUCGUUACGCAGCAGCGGCAGCAGCAAGAGAAACUACUUCCACAUCCAUGGCUCCGGUUCCUUCCUUGCUCGUUGCGCAGUCCACGAAGCCGCUUCUGCCGAUGCAGCUAUGCUUACAAAUGAGGAAGAUCGUGCUCUACAGGAUGAUGUAAAAGAUAAAGAGGAUGAUGUGGAGGAAAUGAAGGAGGGAUCAGAAUCCAUUCCACAGAACGAAUCUGAUUUGAAGAAUGUUUUUGCAAGUUAUCGGGAAGCUAUCCUUUCUGGCGACCAGGAGACCGCUACUGCAAUUGAGGCUGAGUUAAAUGCCAGUGAAAGCACGAAAAAUGAGCUAGUAAUAAAGGUGUCGGCUUUGUCCGCGGAGAUAACUUCUGGCAGGGACAGAUACAUCCGCCUGCAGGCAGAUUUUGAUAAUUUCAGGAAAAGAUCAGAGAACGAGAGACUGAACAUCAGGAGUGAUGCCCAAGGAGCAGUGAUCGAGAGCCUUCUGCCCAUGGUUGACAGUUUUGAGAGAGCCAAACAACAAAUCAAACCAGAAACCGACAAGGAGAAGAAAAUAGAUACAAGUUAUCAGGGCAUAUACAAACAAUUCUUGGAGAUCAUGAAAAGCAUGCAGGUGACUGCUGUACCAACAGUUGGACAUCCUUUUGAUCCUUCGGUACAUGAAGCGAUUGCAAGGGAAGAAUCUCAAGAGUAUGAGGAUGGGAUUGUUUUACAAGAAUUCCGGCCUGGAUUUCUGGUUGGAGAGCGGCUAAUAAGACCAGCUAUGGUUAAAGUUUCUGCAGGGCCAGGGCCUGGGCCUAAAACUGAGGAAGCUCCUGCAACUGUUGAAGACCAUGCUGAGCAGGAAGCUGCCGCAGAAGGAUAAGCUGUGUUAGCGAGCAUACCUCUUUUUUUCUGGAAUUAUUUUACAGAGAGGUUCAACCACGGCCUGUGAUUGCUUGUGGUAUAAAAAACUCCAGUUUUAGCGUACUAUCUUUUUUCCCCGUUUUUGUCUAACUAUGGGUAAAAAUGACUGGUCUUCAGUGUAGUUACGACAACAGGGGCAAGCAGAGGCCACCAAGAGUUAAGAUGAUCGUUUCUUUGACACACUAUGUGGUGGUCGAUGAGCUAUUUGAUUUGAAAUGAUGUCUUCUACAUUGUCCAUUACAACACCCGAAACCCGAACUAUGCCACCUGUGUUCUAUUCUUUUCAAUAUUUUAAUAUUUCAUUUAUGUCCUGAACUAUUAUUCGAUUAAUGUUGAUCGGCGUUAACUGUUAAUUUUACAGAACAUCCAGUUAGUGUUGACGUGACGUCUGACUUGUUAUUUUUAAAUAAUUAAAUAACAAUUAGAAAAGGCAAAAAAGCAAAAAAAUAAAAAUCCUCAUUUUCAGCUUGUUCCGCGUCCUCCUCUUACCUGAACCAAUUUGUCACCACCACAAUCCUCUCACUCCUCGGCCACUACAAUCCAUCCCCGCGACCCAAUCCACCGCCACCAAACUCCUCUCACUUCGCCGCCACUCCAAUCCGUCCCGGCGACCCAAUCUGCCAUCACCACAAUCCUCCCACUCCGCGAUCACUACAAUUUGUCCCGACGACCCAAUCCGCCACCACCAAACUCCUCCCACUUCGCGGCCACUCCAAUCCGUCCCAGCGACUAAAUCCGCAACCACCACACUUCUUCCAUUUCCCCAUCACUCUGAUUCGACACGACAACCCACUCCGCCACCACCAAACUCCUACAACUAUGCCGCCACUCCAAUCCGACCUGGCGACCCAAUCCUCCACCGCCACUCCAAUCCGCCACGGCAACCCAAACUCAACACGAAUUAAAAGCUGUCGUGAGAUCCUCGUCGGUUGUGACCUCCACGAGCAGCAUGAAGCAGCCGGUGCCCGAUCCGUCAUUAGUAGCGAGCUAGAGUUGGAAGGAGAUGAGACCAGCUCUAGCCUCUAGUUACUAGAGGGGAAUCGGGUGCAUCUAUGACGGAUUCGCAGGAGUGAGUAUCGACUUGUGGGGAGAUUUUCCGGCUAGGGAGAUUAUUCAAGAGAGGAGUGAGUAAUUCAAUUUUUAUUUAAUUUGAAUUAAAAACUAUGAGGUGUCAACGACGUGGCAUUUAUGUGGCAGCCACAUUUUUGCCACGUCAACAAAAGUCAACUUUUGCUCUAACGGUCAACAAAAUCUCCAGGAUACAAAUAGCACAAAAAAUAUUAUAGUUUAGGACAUUAAUGAAAUAUUGAAAAAAAUAGUACAUAAGUGGCAUCUUUGUCAUAGUUCAGGUGUUGUAAUGGUAUUAGCCUUAUAUGUUUUAUGAAAGUUGGAUCCAUGAAUCCACUAUAAAAUUAGGGAUGACAAAAUAAUUCAUGACUGGAUAUCCAAACAUAUGCGAAUUCAUUUGGUUGGGAAAAAUUUAACAUAUAUUUCUUUUGUGUGUUUUUUUGGGUACCAACAAAGGAUAAUUUGAUGCAUUUUGAUAUUUUAGUGCUUACCGAAACGAUCUGAAUUUGAAAUAUUAAAAUUAAUUUUUAGAUCUAAAUCUUGCUCUCUUUUCUUUUUUUAACCAGACCUAAAUCAUGCUCAUUGUUUCCUCACGUUAAUAAGCAGUGUUAAAAUAAAACAUAGAUAUUCUAGAAAACAUUUCACAUUAUAUCAAGAACGGUAUAUAUGUCUUUGAAGAUGGUUUAGACAAUUUUCCUCACAUACUUACAGGUUUUGCUAUGUCAUGUUAUCCUGCUUAUUUUUAUUUAAUAAGAUGGUUACAAUUUUAAAUUCGCAAUUCAAGAUGGUAUGCACAUAAUCAUCUUCACUAAACCCUUUGAUAUCCCUUGAUAAAACAAAGAAAACAAAUUUUAACAAGCUAUGUGGGCCCGUCCUUUUGCCGGAAUAAAUCCUUUUUGUUGGUUUUCUAAAUUUUUAUUAACUUUUUUCCAUUUAUGAUUGAUAUAAUCUUAAUAAAUUCAAUGCGUAAGUUUUUUAGUAGAAAAGUGGGAUGCUAAAAGGAGUUUCCCUGGCUAGACACUUAAAUUAAUUAUUUUUUUUUUUUUUUAUGGGGAACACUUAAAUUAAUUGAGACUGGGCAAUACAGAUGGUCUGUCAGUAGCACCUUGUCGCUAGUUUGGGCCUGGCUGAUGGUUGUCGUCCAGCUCUGUAUAAUGUUGCACAUGUACUAUUCAAUGUGGCGUUUGCUUUGAAAAAUUUCAUCGUUCAUUUGUUUCCAGAGAUGCAAUGUAGCCACCUCCGAAUUUCGGGUUGUUAAAUGUGUUGCAUCCAAUCUGAGAACUUCAACCGCUGCCAUAACUAUUAAGUUCUUGAACAAUGUUGAAAGACAUGUUCAGUUGUUUCUUGGUCCUGCUUGCAUAGUUCACACGUGUCUCUGGUGGUCAAUUAUCUUGGCUUUUCUGUUCGCAAUUUGUCAUUAAUCUCUUUUGGACUGCAACCAUAGGUGGUGUCUGAUUCGGUUUGGCCCAUUCCACUUCCAGAUACUCUUCCAACUAAGUUUUCUAUUGGUAUUGGCAAACUCUUCCUCCUCUGUUCGUAAACAUUCAACAACUGCGAUGUAUGUGGACCAUAGCAGGAAGCGGCAAUCAGCCCCCAUACCCAAGUUCUACGUCAGGUGAGCACUUCCUGCAAUCAAUGAAAUCAAAUGGUAAGGAAUAUAUGGGCUUAUCUUACUCUAAUCCCACUUACCGUCAUUCUUAGUUGACUCUCUGGUCGCAAUAUUCCACUCAAUUAUCUCUCUUAUGAUCAUGAUAUGCUCACUAAAGAUCAUGCCCCCAGCUAGGCAAGCUUCUUUCCAGAAUUUGACGUUUCACCCUCCUUUGAUAUCCCAAAUCAUGCUAUGCUUCAUCACCAACCAAGUGUCUCAGAUUUCCUUCCAAAGUCUUGAGGGUUUGCUGUGUUUAAAUUUUAAAGUAUUUUUCCUACAAAAAGGAUGAGGUCAUCCCAAAAAGAAAAGGUAGUUGAGGGUGGCCAAUCUUUGAAAGAGUAAUGGAUUUUCAGAGACCCUUCACCUACCAUUGUAUAAUACCUCUUUCUGGUUUAUAUUGGUCAUUUGGCAUAAUAACGGCACGACAUAUAACAUGUAGAGGUGGCAAAUGGAUUGGAUUGGUGGAUUGGAUUGGUGGAUCCAUGGAUCAAACGGAUUGGAUCUAAUGGAUUGGUGGAUUCAUGGAUUGGAUCAAGUGGAUUGGUGGAUUAUCCAUGAAUCCAAAUGACAUCCUCAAUCAAGGACCAAUAUGUAAAAUGUAAAAAGUUUAGGUACUAAAAUGUCAUAAUGAAAAAUUUUAGGUACCAAAACGUAAUUUUCAAAUGAUAUUUUUUGUAUAAAAAUUUAAAUUUUAGGUACCAAAAUGUAAAAAAUAAAAAUUAUAGGUACUAAAUCGUAAUUUGCUAAUGAUCCAUGGAUCCAAUCCAUGAAUCCACAAAUCCAAUUGGAUUUGGAUCAAAUAGAUUGGAUUUAAAUGGAUUGGAUUAGGUGGAUAUUUUUAAUGGAUUGAUGGAUUGGAUUGGUGGAUUGGAUUGAAAUUGCCACCUCUAAUAACAUGUAUACAUUUUACAAUUAUUAAGACCAACAUACUAGAGUUAAUUGUUAGUGUUAACAAUUAAUUCAUUAGUUGUUAGUAGUGAAAUUGAAGGGUGCUUGCAUGGUUGGCAGGUCGUUUGCCACAUGUCAUUGACAAGUAAAUGAAAACUUUUCUUAAUAAUUAAAAAAUUAAACAUAGUUAUCGUUUCAUACUGUAGGCUAUAGUUGUUCCAAACAUCAAAGUUCAUGCUACAUAAACAAUGAUUUUUUCAACAAAAAGAAAAUGCUAACUUUUGAGAAAAUAAAAUAUUGCAUAGUCUUUAAUAAGUGAUUAAGGCGUUCAAUGCACAAUAAUCAAUAUAAAAAGAAAAGGAGAGAGGGGGCAUCCCUGUCUAAAAAUAAGAGACAACCUGAAUUCCUAAGCGAAGCUGUCAUUUCAUAAUAUUUAGAAAGUGGUCAUCGUGACACACACCAUGAUCAUUAUGAUGAAGUUAUGAGAUAGAUAGGCAGUGACGAGAGUUGACGAUAGAAAGCUCUGGUUUAUCCUGUUGUAUGCUUUUGCUAAGUCUAUUUUUAUAAGCAUGUUGCCCUAAACUCCGUUUUCAAGGACAAUGUGUAGAUAACCUCUUGGAGGAUAAUGGUAUUGUAAGUUACAUGUCGUUUAGAACGCAAGUGGAUUGAUUUGCAUCGACAAGACCUGACAUGAUAUGCUUGAGUCUGUUAGCCAGACAUUUCACAAUUUAUUUGUAGCUCAUGUUACAUACUCGAAUCAGUGUGAACUGAGCUAUCUUCAUCGAGGUUUCCAGUUUUGGUAGGAGGGCUGAUUCGGGUCUAAUUGCACAUGUUUUGCUCCCGUUUUACUUAGAUGGUUGUGCCAAAUUCGCUCCUUAAAUGUUGGUUUUACGCUAGGUUCUUUGUGUUUGAGUGUGUUUCAGGAUUUAACAGGUGAAACCAACCUCGGAGUCGAAAUAUUGGCAAAAACGAUCGAAAACCGGGAGAAGAGGUGAAAAAGAGCCAGUUCACGGCUAACUGAAGGAGUUCACGGUCAUGCAAGACCAUGAAGAAGGGGAGUUGACCGUGAAUCGCGAGGCGUCCAGAGCCAAUGUGAAGGUUACUGACGCCAGGUGAGUUCACGGUCACUAAGACCGUGAACACAUGCAGCUGACCGUGAACAGACGUGAGCGAUGCAGAGCGUUUUGGCGCACGCCUUGAGUUCACGGACGCGUUUGAUGGUUCACGGCCGUGAACUCAGCUCUUCUCGGGUUUAAAAGAUGAGCUGAAAGGAGGAGAGAGAGGAGAGAGACCACUUUUGUGUGAAACACCUUCUUCAACAUUCUAGUGAGAGAAACAGAACCAAAGGGAGAAGAAGGUUAGGGUUUGGCUUCAAGGCAGAUUUUGGGAAGAUGUCCCCCAAGGAAAGCUCAACUCAAGGGUCAAGAAGAGAGGAAGCAUCCUCAAAGAUGGUUUCCACUUUUUCCCCUUUUGUUCUUCCCACUUCUAGCAUGGACUAGACCUCCUUUCAAUUGGGUGUAGUGAAACCCUAACUCUACCAUGUAGUUUUUUUGGAGGUGUUUUGGAUGAUUGUCAUUGGGUAUUGUUCAAUUCAAUGAUUGAGGCAUUAUUCACCAUGAUUAUGCAUGCUUGUGCUUAGCAACUUAGGGGUUGUGCAUGAUUUGUGCUUAGCCUCCUUAUGUUUGUGCAUUUAGGUGCUUAGCAACCUAGGGAUUGUGCAUAAUUGUGGUUAGCACCCCUAAGUUUGUGCAUUUAGGUGCAAGUAAUCUAAUUUGCCACCUUAGCCUAGUUUAGAGAGGAAAAUCCCCCUUUCAAGGGAGACUCAAUCGAGUUGGUUUUCCUUCCGCUUUCUAAGCCACCUAAACUAGGCUAAGUUAGGGCGACCCUCCAUAUUGAGUUAAGCAAGUCGAUUAAUCGCGACUUAACCUUCCGACCUUAGAGUUGAGUGAGGGAGUAAGUCAAAUUACCGAUUGUCUAAACCGAGAGGGUUGAGUGACACGGCCUUUCAUCCUUACCUCGGUUUAACAAUUGAGAUGUGGCCUCCGACCACAUAUGCAUCCCUCUGUGAUUCGCAAUUAACGUGCCCAAAGGCAUCGUUCCAAUUCACAUAGCAUGGUAGCGGUUAGGGGGAAGCGACACCCGAGUGACUUUCCCACAAAAGAGUUUUCAAACCCAAUCACCUUUGCUUUCUUUUAUUUCAAUAAGAAAACCUUUAAACCAAAGUUUUGUUGCUAGAUAAUGAUUUCAACAACAGAUGUAGGGAUAGAUGGACCGGCCCGGGUCGAUAUCUAAAUACUUGCCCUAUACUGCACCCGAUUAGAGUUUAAAAACUUGGGCUCUGAUUGGGGUUUUAUUGUGGUGUAGUUUCGUGCGAGUCAAGUUUUUGCAUUAUUGCCGGGGACAACAGUCUGUUAUUCUGAAAAAGUUGUUGGUUGUUAAUCUAGCUUUUAAUUUCCAGUUUUUCAAGUGUGUGUGUUCUUUGCUUGUGCUAGACUUGGUGUUUUCUGAUUGUGUGUAGGUGGUGCAUGACCCGGAGCAACCCGACACCCUUUCUACCACUUGACGAGGACAUAAACCGAACUCUCCGAC
This is a messenger RNA of Linum trigynum, 7565 nucleotides long. The record is from the annotation of a GenBank genome assembly. Lineage: Eukaryota; Viridiplantae; Streptophyta; Magnoliopsida; Malpighiales; Linaceae.